This is a messenger RNA of Mytilus trossulus (common blue mussel), 1600 nucleotides long. RefSeq lists its product as uncharacterized. The record is from RefSeq and is a predicted model, not a curated record. Bases 50 to 1558 code for a protein of 502 amino acids. The transcript has 14 exons. NCBI's taxonomy places the organism in Eukaryota, Metazoa, Mollusca, Bivalvia, Mytilida, Mytilidae.
GACAAAUGAUAAGGAAGGUUAACCUGUCUGAACAACAUAUUAACCGGAAAUGAAAGUGCUCAUAAUUCUAUUCUGUUUAACACUCUUAUGCGUGUUGACGAACGGACAAGUAUGUGAUGAUCUGGAUACAGACGUUUGCAGGGUACUGUCAUCCUUAUAUCCUAAAAUGUGUGAUGACAGAUGUUUAUCUAGUAUCUGUAACAGAUUUUGUGGAAACUGUCCUGUAAGGUGUUAUUAUAGCAGAGAUAUAGUCAAUCCAUCAAACUGUUCCACUAUAGUCGACUGUCCAUCAAUAGAUCAUUAUUGUUUCACAUCAGAAACAUUUGCUGAUGAUUUUACGAAAGUAUAUAAAAUGGGAUGUGCACUAAAAAAAACUUGUUUAAUAAAUGUCAAUGGUGGUAGAAGGUCAGAUGUUGUUGUAAAAGGUGCAUGUUGCGGCACUGACAAAUGCAACAAUAAUUUACCAGAUGAAAUUGAUCGACUAGUAGAUUUACAGCAACAAAAGAUAUCAGAGCAGCUGUCACAAAAUAAUAUGACAUCGCACAUGUCUGAUUGCUUUGAUACCAUUCCUAACUGCAAAGAGUAUAAAUCAAUUGUAUGUGGACAAUAUGCCGCCUGGUCAAAAGAGCACUGUGCUCGCUUCUGUAAUAUAUGUGGAACUAGUACCAAAACAAGAGUUAUUCUACCUGGUGUACCGACAAUCACACCUGACUGCAAGAACAUGGAUGACAACGUGUGUCAUAAGCUAGCGUUGGAUGAUCCCAAACUUUGUUCCAAUGACUGUAUCGCUAACAAAAUUUGUCCUAGGUUUUGCAAAAAAUGUUAUCAGUGUUAUAGCUGCAGUGAUAUAGAUCGUCUAGAUGACUGUAGUAAUACCACAACAUGUGAAUCAGGGAAGGAGUGUUUUCAGCUUGAAACACUUAGUUAUGAUCUACGUCCAGUCUUCCGACUAGGAUGUCUCGACGAGAGCCUUUGUCAAAGGCUUGGUGUUAAUCCUGUACAAUCAGGAUUUGGACGAAGACAACAAGGCUUGAAAGGUGGAUGUUGUAAAACAGAUCUGUGUAAUACCAAACUGAUUAAUGUAAUACCUACUACAACAACUACAGUAUCGACUAGCACUAUUGUCCCUACUCAGGGCUGUUCAUUAUAUCACUCUGGAAGUGUUCAUGGUUGUGGUCCUAACUCUGCAUAUGUUAUAAAAGGACACUCAUGUUACCAUAUCGGAAAUGACGAGUUAACAUGGAUAGAAUCAAAGAAUUAUUGCAAAAGCAAAUGUGGUACUCUCGCUAAUUUUGGUUCAGGCGCUGAUAUAAUAGAUGUCAUCAACCGAAUUAAAUCAAGUUAUAACCAUCUGGAUCUCUGGGUUGACGCAGUGAAAGAUUCACAUAGAAAUUGGAUAUGGACAGAAACAAACCAGAGAAUAGUUAUGGAAACUUCUUUCUAUUUGAACAAAAUAGACGGUUCCUGUGGCGCAGGGCAUAAUUCGAAUAUCGUCACCAUGAUUCCUCAUAACUGUACCACGCUACUCCAUCCGUUAUGUGAGACAACAAUAACAUAAAAUGAAAACAAUUGGUUUUAGUUUGUAGUAAAGUAUAGUCUA